This is a messenger RNA of Acanthoscelides obtectus, 576 nucleotides long. The record is from the annotation of a GenBank genome assembly. Lineage: Eukaryota; Metazoa; Arthropoda; Insecta; Coleoptera; Chrysomelidae.
CUUGCACUGGAGGAAGAAAUCGAUUCUCGAGAAUCUAGUAAGUACAACAUAAUUGAUAUUAUAGGUGUCUGAGCCAAAACAGAAACAUUAUGAUGAUCGUAAACUACUUGCACAUAUUACAAAUAAUGAGUCCUUCAUUAAAGUGUAUCAUUCACAAGUUUCUUCUACGUGGACACACACACAUAGAAGCUGAUCAUAUCCAUGCACUUAUCGAACGAGUUAUAAAAAAACAACCAACCAUGAAAAUAUUUUACGAGAUGCAGUUAGAUGACUUCAAGAACUUCGAGGCCUUAUAUUCCGGCACAGGAUCAUCAUUCAAAAGAAACAGACAGUAGACAAAGAAAGCUUUUGGUGUCAUCAGCGGUGUGGCUUGAGGUACGAAAACAGGAUCCAGGGAUACUCUACUAUAAACAGACAUACUCCAAGAGGACUACAAGAUGGUAAACAUGAAUAGAUUCUCUAGAAAACCGAUAGGGUUACCACUAGAACUAUGUUCGCCGCGUCAAACCCCAAAAGGACUUAGCAAGAAAAAGCACGGUCAUCUUAUUCUUCUGCAAUGGAUACCAGAAGCAUUUC